AGUCCACGAAAUUAACGUCUUUUUGUUUCUCCGGGAUUCCAGCUUUUACCGACAGCGAAUGGAAACAGUCGGUGCUCUUCUAUUCUCUACAUUCCUUUCUUCCUCUCUCUCUCUCCUCAAUCUCUCUCUCUCUCUCUCUCUCUUCCAUCAAAUUAAUGUCCAUAAUCUAAAUCUGAGUUUUCUCUCUCUAGAUCGCACAAGGAAAACUAACAAAAAAAAACAAAAAAUUAGAUUGGGGAAGAAAAUCAUGCACGCCAUUAAAGACAGAGUUUACGACAAGCUUUCGGGAUUUUUUUCUGAUUCGCGAACCUCUCAUGGGACGCUAGAUCAUGAAUCUGAGGCCAGGCAAUAUGCCAAGGAUGGGAAAUCGCAGUCUUCUAUCAUGUCCUUCGUUCUCCCGUCAAUUAAUUUCGAUUGGUUUAAAGCAAAUGGGCAGGCUAACGAGGUCAAAUCUACUGAAUCAGACUCGUUUAAAUGGAGAAGUAAAAUUUUUUCAUUGAAAGAUAAACCUUUGGAUAGGUAUGCAGAAUGUGAUAACGGGUAUGAAACUAAAGAAAAUAUAACUUCUCGUGAAGAAAAUAAAGAACCUGGAUCGGGGACGAGCACGAGUAGUAGCUCCGAUGUAUUUGAAGAUUUUGCUAGUCCGCAUAGUUUCGAAAAGUCAAUGCCGAGCCAAGUGGAAGAAUCUGUUUUCAUUUCUCCGGAUUUGUAUCAGUUCUUUGAAGCAUCUCUUCCUAAUAUAGUCAAAGGUUGUCAGUGGGUUUUGUUGUACAGUACGGCGAGAGAUGGUAUAUCGCUUCAUACGCUUGUCCGAAAGAGUGCUGGUUUGACUGGACCUUGUCUAUUGAUUACUGGUGAUAAGCAAGGUGCUGUAUUUGGUGGAUUACUCGAUUGCCCCUUGACGCCUACUGCAAAAAGGAAAUAUCAAGGAACAACUCAAAGUUUUGUUUUCACAACCAUGUAUGGUGAACCAAGACUCUUUCGACCAACUGGCGCCAAUAGAUACUUCUACUUGUGCUUGAAUGAUUUGCUUGCUCUUGGAGGCGGUGCACAUUUUGCUCUAUGCUUGACUGAAGAUUUAUUAUCCGGGACCAGUGGACCUUGUGAAACAUUUGGCAGUUUGUGCUUAGCUCACGAUCAAGAGUUUGAAUUGAAAAAUGUAGAGCUGUGGGGAUUCACACAUUCAUCCCAAUACCUCAACUGAAGCAAAAGAUGAUAUUUGGACUUCCCGUGUUCGUUUUCCGAGAAACCAACCCAAAUUAAUGCAGAUUUUUAUUUAUUUAUUUAUUUAAUUAUUCUUUUUAUUUAAAUUACUUGGACGGGAUUAUAUAACUAUGUCAAACUCAUCUAUUUUGCUUGAAAAGGGAACCAAUGUACAUGGCAUAAUUCAUUAUUCAAG
This is a messenger RNA of Erythranthe guttata (spotted monkey flower), 1399 nucleotides long. RefSeq names its product TLD-domain containing nucleolar protein. The record is from RefSeq and is a predicted model, not a curated record. NCBI's taxonomy places the organism in Eukaryota, Viridiplantae, Streptophyta, Magnoliopsida, Lamiales, Phrymaceae.